AUGAGAUUUGCUUUAUUAGGCACCAGUCAAAUGCCCGUGCGGUACGACGGUGCGAUGGUGGCAGUGGCAGGUGGUGGUAGUGACGACGGCGGUGUCGAUUGUGGCGUAUGUUCGGUGGAGAUAUUUAAUCUAAGUAAGUCACAGAUCGAAAAUUCAAUUCCAAAUGAUCCAAUGGCGGAGGUGUUGGCUGAUAAUAUUGAUGAUGACGUGAUGGAGCAGAUCCUCAUUCGAUUGGAUGCGAAAGAUCUGAUCAUAAGAUGUAAACGCGUUUGUAAAUCAUGGAAUUCUAUAAUCAACACUCGUCGUUUUGCCGAAUCUUAUCUAAUAAAACGUAACGAAAACGAUGACCCUCAAGUUACAAAAAGGAUCUAUAUGGGGUCCACGAGUUUCCCUCUUCUUAUUAAGAAUAAGUCUUUUGUUGCUGGUUGUGCCAAUGGUCUUGUCUGCGUCUCUCCUAAGGAAUUUCGACUAGUGGUGACCAAUCCUUUUACUAGACGGUUCUUGAAAAUACUCGAACCCACACCCGAACCUCUUCCCAAGACCCACCGCAGGUGGGAUCUGGUUUGGGGUUUCGGUUAUGAUUCAUCCAACAGUGACUACAAGAUCGUAGUCGGGUACAUGGAGGCGAAUAAACCACCCUCGUAUGCUAAACGUUUCUAUGUUUUUUCACUGAAAACAUGUCGUUGGAAAUUCGUUGGAGAAUAUCAAUUUCCACCUACUAUUAAUAGUGUUUCAGGCAUUUUAUGUGACGGGGCACUUCACUGGGCUUACGAAUUAUUGUCGGACAGAUGA
Erigeron canadensis is the source of this 792-nucleotide messenger RNA. RefSeq names its product putative F-box protein At3g16210. Gene Ontology annotation, molecular function: protein binding. The transcript is spliced from 2 exons. The record is from RefSeq and is a predicted model, not a curated record. The coding region runs from base 1 to 792 and encodes 263 amino acids. Lineage: Eukaryota; Viridiplantae; Streptophyta; Magnoliopsida; Asterales; Asteraceae.